Cryptomeria japonica (Japanese cedar) is the source of this 1391-nucleotide messenger RNA. RefSeq lists its product as uncharacterized. The coding region runs from base 172 to 924 and encodes 250 amino acids. The record is from RefSeq and is a predicted model, not a curated record. Gene Ontology annotation, molecular function: protein binding. Lineage: Eukaryota; Viridiplantae; Streptophyta; Pinopsida; Cupressales; Cupressaceae. The transcript has 11 exons. Gene Ontology annotation, biological process: cytoplasmic translation.
AAAUGACAUGAUUAUGCUAUUUUCACCAUUACGAUCUCCCAACAUACUCCACAUAAACUUUUGUCGAUGCAGCAGAUAUACAGUGGCAAUACGCAGAGAGGUCCGUAAGUGGGGAAAUUGUUUUCAAUCACAAAGAAUUGAUCCAGCGCGCCGCCACAUCUCACUUCCACCAUGUCUGACUAUGUACAGGAGCAAGAAAUGGAAAUUGAGGCUUUGCAAGCAAUCCUCAUGGAUGAAAUAAAAGAGAUCGACUGCAAUGAGAGUGGACUAAAUACAGAAGGUCGGUGCUUUCAAAUUAUUCUGUCUCCUGAGGAUGAUGAGGAUGAAUCUAUGGAUAUUCCAGUUCGUGUGGCAUUAACAUUUUCUCAUACGCCAAACUAUCCUGAUGAACCACCACUUCUUGGUGUGAAAAGCUUGCAAGGCAUGAGAACUGAUGACUUGAAACUGUUGAAGGAAAAGCUUGAUCAAGAGGCUUUGGAGAAUCUUGGUAUGGCAAUGAUUUAUACUCUAGUUACAUCAGCUAAAGAAUGGUUGACGGAAAAGUAUUCCAACAAUGCAGAUUUUGAUAAUGGAGAUGAUGAAGAUACUGUCAAAGAUGAUGUAAUAACACCACAUGGGGAGAUAGUAACAGUGGAGACAUUCCUUGCUUGGAGAGAACGUUUUGAAGCAGAGCAAGCAUUGGAGCGUGCAAAGUUAAUUCCAGAUUCUGCUCUUACAGUACCCAAGGAGAAGAAAUUAUCAGGACGACAAUGGUUUGAAAGUGGCGCUGUGAAGGGCAGCAAAACAACUGUUGAAGAGUCAGAAGAUGAGGAAGAGGAGGAUAUUGAUUUUGAUGAAGACUUUGAAGAUGAUGAAGAAGAUAUGCUGGAACAUUACCUUACUGAGAAGUCAGAGGGUUCAUCUCAUAGCUCUUUCCAUAAAUAAACAGAAGGUUGCACAAAUUUCGAUAAGUGUACAAUUGAGUUUUGCAUUGGCAUUUUGACAUUAUGAAUCAUUAUUUAACAUACACUCUAUAUAAUCAUCAGAAGGCAUCAACAAACUGCCUCACACAUAAUGUGGUGAGAAGGGAAGCAUUCAAAAUGUUUAUAUAUCAGUCACCACAUUUAGGGUGUAUGCAAGUUAUGGUUUCAUAUGAUGAUCUCUGAAUCAUACUUGUUUUUGAUUGAGAAGUGUUUUCUAAUCUGGAAACACUUUCAUCAGUUCUUGAACUUUUUUUUCCUUUGUAAUUUAAAUUUUGAGAAAAAUUGGGAAGAUGGCUUAUAGUAUUCCUUGCCUGUAAUGUCCCAAGCCAAAACAAUAAUGCAAAUCCGAUUAUUAUUUGGAUAACAACACCAUCGGGUCCCAGUAUUCGAUCAAAUCUUAGACAGCUCAAAUUAAAAUUACUGUUUAUA